CAUCAAGUGACGGGAGGGCGCGCGCGCGCGGCCUCGCCCUUAAACACUGCCGAUUUCUUGUCAGACCUGUCUCCACAGACAGCGGUCUCCACAGACCGAUUGCAUCCUAGCCUGACGGGGCCGUUGCCGCGGCCUUGAGAUUGAUCCAGAAAACAUGGCCACUGCAAUUAGGGAGGUGGGAGUUUGGAGACAGACCAGAACACUCCUACUGAAGAAUUAUCUAAUUAAAUGCAGAACUAAAAAAAGUAGUGUUCAGGAAAUUCUUUUUCCACUAUUUUUUUUAUUUUGGUUAAUAUUAAUUAGCAUGAUACAUCCAAAUAAGAAAUACGAAGAAGUGCCUGAUGUAGAACUUAACCCCAUGGACAAAUCUAUCCUCUCUAACCUAAUUCUUGGGUAUACUCCUGUGACUAAUAUUACAAGAAACAUCAUGCAAAAAGUGUCUACUGAUCACCUUCCUGAUGUCAUAAUUACUGAAGAAUAUACAAAUGAAAAAGAAUUGAUAGCAUCCAGUCUUUCUAAGCCCACCAACUUUGUAGGUGUGGUUUUCAAAGAUUUCAUGUCCUAUGAACUUCGUUUUUUUCCUGACAAGAUUCCAGUAUCUUCUAUUUAUAUGGAUUCAAGAGCUGGCUGUUCAAAAUCAUGUGAGGCUGCUCAGUACUGGUCCUCAGGAUUCACAGCUUUACAAGCAUCUAUAGAUGCCACCAUUAUAGAGUUGAAGACCAAUGUUUCUCUUUGGAAGGAGCUGGAGUCAACUAUAGCUAUUAUUAUGGGAGAAGCUGCUGUUGUAGAAAUAGAUACCUUUCCCCGAGGAGUAAUUUUAAUAUACCUAGUUAUAGCAUUUUCACCUUUUGGAUACUUUUUGGCAAUUCAUAUUGUAGCAGAAAAAGAGAAAAAAUUAAAAGAGUUUUUAAAGAUAAUGGGACUUCAUGAUACUGCCUUUUGGCUUUCCUGGGUGCUUCUGUAUACAAGUUUGAUUUUUCUUAUGUCCCUUCUUAUGGCAGUCAUUGCAACAGCCACUUCAUUAUUCCCUCAAAGUAGCUGCUUUGUGAUAUUUCUACUGUUUUUCCUGUAUGGGUUAUCAUCUGUAUUUUUUGCUUUAAUGCUGACGCCUCUUUUUAAAAAAUCAAAACAUGUGGGAAUAGUUGAAUUUUUAGUCACUGUGGCUUUCGGAUUUAUUGGUCUUUUGAUAGUCCUCAUGGAAAGUUUUCCCAAAUCAUUAGUGUGGCUUCUGAGUCCUUUCUGUCAGUGUACUUUUUUGAUUGGUAUUGCGCAGGUCAUGCAUUUAGAAGAUUUUAAUGAAGGUGCUUUGUUUUCUAAUUUGACUGAAGGCCCAUAUCCUCUAAUUAUUACUCUUACCAUGCUAGCGCUUAAUAGUAUAUUUUACAUCCUCUUGGCUGUCUAUCUUGACCAAGUCAUUCCAGGUGAAUUUGGUUUACGGAGAUCAUCUUUAUAUUUUCUGAAGCCAUCAUAUUGGUCAAAGAGCAAAAGAAAUUAUAAGGAGUUACCAGAAGGCAAUGUGAAUGGGAGUAUUAGUUUUAGUGAAAUUGUUGAGCCUGUUUCUUCAGAGUUUCUAGGGAAAGAAGCUAUCAGAAUCAGUGGUAUUCAGAAGACAUACAGAAAGAAAAGUGAAACUGUGGAGGCUUUGAGAAACUUGUCAUUUGACAUAUAUGAGGGUCAGAUUACUGCAUUACUUGGCCACAGUGGAACAGGAAAGAGUACAUUGAUUAAUAUUCUUUGUGGACUAUGCCCACCCUCUGAUGGAUUUGCAUGUAUAUAUGGACACAGAGUCUCAGAAAUAGAUGAAAUGUUGGAAGCAAGAAAAAUGAUUGGCGUUUGUCCACAAUUAGAUAUACACUUUGAUGUUCUGACAGUAGAAGAAAAUUUAUCAAUUUUGGCUGCAAUCAAAGGAAUACCAGCCAACAAUAUAAUUCAAGAAGUGCAGAAGGUUUUACUGGAUUUAGACAUGCAGGCCAUCAAAGAUAACCAAGCUAAAAAGUUAAGUGGUGGUCAAAAAAGAAAGCUGUCUUUAGGAAUUGCUGUUCUUGGGAAUCCUAAGAUACUGCUGCUAGAUGAACCAACAGCUGGAAUGGACCCCUGUUCUCGCCAUAUUGUUUGGAAUCUUCUGAAAUACAGAAAAUCCAGCCGGGUGACGGUGUUUAGUACUCAUUUCAUGGAUGAAGCUGACAUUCUUGCUGAUAGGAAAGCUGUCAUAUCACAAGGAAUGUUGAAAUGUGUUGGUUCUUCAAUUUUUCUCAAAAGUAAAUGGGGAAUUGGCUACCGUCUGAGCACGUACAUAGACAAAUACUGUGCCACAGAAUCUCUUUCUUCAAUAGUUAAACAGCAUAUACCUGGAGCUACUUUAUUACAACAGAAUGACCAACAACUUGUAUACAGCUUGCCUUUCAAGGAUAUGGAUAAAUUUUCAGAUUUGUUUUCUGCUCUAGACACUCAUUCUAGUUUGGGUGUUAUUUCUUAUGGUGUUUCCAUGACGACUUUGGAAGAUGUAUUCUUAAAGCUAGAAGUUGAAGCAGAAAUUGACCAAGCAGAUUACAGUGUGUUUACUCAGCAGCCACCAGAGGAAGAAAUGGAUUCAAAAUCUUUUGAUGAAAUGGAGCAGAGCUUACUUAUUCUUUCUGAAACCCAGGCUUCUGUAGUGAGCACCAUGAGCCUGUGGAAACAGCAGGUGUCUACAAUAGCAAAGUGUCAUUUCCUUACCUUGAAACGUGAAAGUAAAUCAGUGAGAUCAGUGUUGCUUCUGCUUUUAAUUUUUUUUGCAGUUCAGAUUUUUAUGUUUUUGGUACAUCACUCUUUUAAAAAUGCAGUGGUUCCCAUCAAACUUGUUCCAGACUUAUAUUUCCUAAAACCUGGAGAUAAACCACAUAAAUACAAAACAAAUCUGCUUCUUCAAAAUUCUGCUGGCUCAGAUAUUAGUGAUCUUAUUAGCUUUUUCGCAAACCAGAACAUAAUGGUGACAAUGUUUAAUGACAGUGACUACGUAUCUGCUGCUCCCCAUAGUGCAGCUUUAAAUGUGGUGCAUUCAGAAAAGGACUAUAUAUUUUCAGCUGCCGUCAACAGUACUAUGGUUUAUUCUUUACCUGUGUUGAUGAAUAUCAUUAGUAACUACUAUCUUUAUCAUUUAAAUGUGACUGAAAGCAUCCAGAUCUGGAGUACCCCAUUCUUUCAAGAAGUUACUGACAUAGUUUUUAAAGUUGAGUUGUAUUUUCAAGCAGCUUUGCUUGGGAUCAUUGUCACUGCAAUGCCACCAUAUUUUGCCAUGGAAAAUGCAGAGAAUCAUAAGAUCAAAGCUUAUACUCAGCUUAAACUUUCAGGUCUUUUUCCAUCGGCAUAUUGGAUUGGACAAGCUAUCAUUGAUAUCCCCUUAUUUUUUAUUGUUCUUGUUUUGAUGCUAGGAAGCUUAUUUGCAUUUCAUUAUGGAUUAUAUUUUUAUGCUGUAAAGUUCCUUUCUGUGAUUUUUUGCCUUGUUGCCUAUGUUCCAUCAGUUAUUCUGUUUACCUAUGUUGCUUCUUUCACGUUUAAAAAAGUUUUAAAUACCAAAGAAUUCUGGUCAUUUAUCUAUUCUGUGACUGCCUUGGCUUGCGUUGCAAUCACUGAAAUAACUUUCUUUAUGGGAUAUACGAUUACAGCUACUCUUCAUUAUACUUUUUGCAUAGUCAUUCCAAUCUAUCCACUUCUAGGUUGCCUGAUUUGUUUUAUAAAGAUUUCUUGGAAGAGUAAACAGAAAAAUGAGGACACCUAUGAUCCAUGGGAUAGGCUUUUGGUGGCUGUUGUAGCGCCUUACUUGCAGUGUGUACUGUGGAUUUUCCUCUUACAAUACUAUGAGAAAAAAUAUGGAGGCAGAUCAAUAAGAAAGGAUCCCUUCUUCAGGACCUUUUCAACAAAGUCUAAAAAUAGGAAGUUUCCAGAAUCACCAAACAAUGAAGAUGAAGAUGAAGAUGUCAAAGCUGAAAGAUUAAAAGUCAAAGAGCUAAUGAAUUGCCAGUGCUGUGAAGAGAAACCAGCUAUUAUGGUCAGCAAUUUGCAUAAGGAAUAUGAUGACAAGAAAGAUUUUCUUACAAGAAAAGUAAAGAAAGUGGCAACUAAAUAUGUUUCUUUCUGUGUGAAAAAAGGUGAGGUCCUGGGACUGUUGGGCCCAAAUGGGGCAGGCAAAAGCACAAUUAUUAAUAUUCUGGUUGGUGAUAUUGAACCAACAUCAGGCCAGAUAUUUCUAGGAGGUUAUUCUUCGGACCUGGCUGAAGAUGAUGACUCCACUAAGUGUGUGGGAUACUGUCCUCAGAUGAACCCACUAUGGCCAGAUAUUACAUUGCAGGAACAUUUUCAGAUUUAUGGAGCUGUGAAAGGAAUGAGUGAAAGUGACAUGAAAGAAGUCAUAAAGAGAAUUGCAAAUGCGCUUGAUUUAAAAGAACAUCUUCAGAAAACUAUAAAGAAAAUUCCUGCAGGAAUCAAGCAAAAGUUGUGUUUUGCUCUAAGUAUGCUGGGAAAUCCUCAGAUUACUCUGCUAGAUGAACCAUCUACAGGUAUGGAUCCUAAAGCCAAACAGCACAUGUGGCAAGCAAUUCGAACUGCAUUUAAAAACAAAAAGCGAGCUGCUAUUCUAACCACUCACUAUAUGGAGGAGGCAGAGGCUGUCUGUGACCGAGUCGCUAUUAUGGUAUCUGGGCAGUUAAGAUGUAUCGGGACAGUACAACAUCUAAAGAGUAAAUUUGGAAAAGGCUACUUUUUGGAAAUUAAAUUGAAGGACUGGAUAGAACACCUAGAGGUAGAACGCCUUCAAAGAGAAAUUCAGUGUAUUUUCCCAAAUGCAAGCCGUCAGGAAAGCUUUUCUUCUAUUUUGGCUUAUAAAAUUCCCAAGGAAGAUGUUCAGUCUCUUUCACAGUCUUUUUCUAAGCUGGAAGAAGCUAAACAUACUUUUGCCAUUGAGGAAUACAGCUUUUCUCAAGCAACAUUGGAACAGAUUUUUGUAGAACUCACUAAGGAACAAGAGGAAGAAGAUAAUAGUUGUGGAACUUUAAACAGCACACUUUGGUGGGAAAGAACACAGGAAGACAGAGUAAUAUUUUGAACUCGUGUUGCUCCAAUCUGCCUGUUGAACUUAUUUCUUCUUUGCUUAACUUUGGUUUUACAGUUUUAUUAUUUGAAUAGUAGCUGGAGAACCAUGAAAGAUUUUGGGAUAAAGAAAAUACUCAUUUCACUCGAUUUACUAAGCUACUUAAUUGAAAUGCUGUGGUUAUGGGUUUUGCUUUCUUUAAAUAAAAUUUAAGUAUAAUUAAUUGAAACUGCAUGUUUGUACCUGAAGUAUAUUGAACUGUAAUCUGUGUGUCGAGUAGAGUAUUUAUUUUUUCACCUUUCAAAAACAGCUUUUGAAUUUAUGAUUUAAAGGAUUAAUGAUAGAAUAAUUUUAUUUUGAAAUCAUUUUUUAAAUUUUAUAGUGGUUUCUCACAUAAAUAUGUAAUUCACAAUCUGAAUAAAACACUAAUGUAUAGAUAAUACAUAGAAAACACACAUAAUAUGAAAGUUUCUUGCUUCUCCUUUUUAAUGUCUAAAGGAAACUGAAUGAAAAUUGGCAUCCUUAAAGCUAAAACAUAAACACGAGACGAUCUCAACGCAGGUAGAGGUUUACAGGCAGUGACAUCCACUAGGGGGCACUCAUCAAUCAUAGAAAAGAAAUGAGACCUUGUUCUGUUAGGUGAUUUUAGACAUAGGUAACUUAGGUAUUUGAAGUUUCACUUCUUUUGCUUACAAUAAAAUUUGGAGGUGUUUUGAUUAAUAUAACUAAAGUAAGACUAGUAUCUUACUACUUAAGGUUCAGAUUCUUUGACUUUUUGUGGCUAGAAUAGCAAACAUCUAAAGAGGUGGAAGGAAGAAUUAAGCCAUACCUCCUCUCCCACCCCUCAUGGAAAAUAAAAUUUUUUUUUAGCAUCUUCCUACGAAGGGCACAUUUUAUUUUAUUCUUUGAAUAAAAUAAUUUGUUGGGUAGUCAUUUUUAUUGGUAAACUUCAUUAUUUGAAUAUCCUUUUCCUCUGUAGAACAUAAAGUACAUUAUGUCACUGCAUAGAUUUACUUAGGAGCGCACCUCGAAGUUGCUUUGGAACAUGGUAGGUUAUAAAAAACCAGACUUUUGGGGAUUAAAUUAAGAAUUAAAAGUAAAAUAUACAUAAUUCCCUUUAAUAAGAAACCAAAAAUUUUACCCUGUGACACAGCUGAAGUAAGAUUAUGGUUAAUAAUAAUUAAUGUCAUCUUAGAAAUACUUCCUUGUAGAAUCCAUGUAUGGACUAUAGGCAUAAUACAGUACAAACAAUAUCAGUAUACAUUAUAUUUCAACCAGAUGAAUGAAAGUACAAACUUGAAAAACGAAUAAAUUAAGAGUGUGAUUGUUGCAUUACAAAGUUUUAAAGAGAAACAGUGGAAAGUUUUGGUACUGAGUUACUUUAAAUUGCCAAUCCCUUUAAUGAAGUUAUUAUUUAAUGUAGACAAAACUUAAUGAACUUUUAGCUGUAUAAAGAAUAAAGAAGACAGUAAUGAAGGCAUCUGUGAUUUUAGGCUCUAGCAGCUGAUUGAAAAUAGUAUUAUUAUUCUCAGUACAAGGUACAUGACUCGUAUUUUCUCCCGUUGCUUUGGCAAUUGCUGUGUACGUUCCUAAAGACAGCUUUUUGACCAGCUAUCUCAGGGGUCUUCUCACUAAUCCAAGUGAGACAAGCUUCUGCAUCGAUUUUAUAACCUAUGGUGGCACUAUUUCUCAGUGUAAGAUUUAAUUGUACUAUUUUUAAAUCAUUGUUAUUUACUUGCCUCAUGAUAGCAAACUAAUUUCAAAUUCUUCACCUGAGACUCUCUUUUAUAUCUUUAGCUAAGGACUACUGUAUGCUGCAUAUAAUGCAAGACACAGUUGAAAGAAAAUCUUUAGCUUUGUACAUAAAUUGUUGUUGCUGUAGGGUGCCAUCAAGUCAAUUCUGACUCAUAGCGACCCUGUGAACAACAGAACGAAACACUGCCCGGUCCUGCACCAU
This is a messenger RNA of Trichechus manatus latirostris (Florida manatee), 7022 nucleotides long. RefSeq names its product ATP binding cassette subfamily A member 5 (gene ABCA5). The record is from RefSeq and is a predicted model, not a curated record. Bases 155 to 5080 code for a protein of 1641 amino acids. NCBI's taxonomy places the organism in Eukaryota, Metazoa, Chordata, Mammalia, Sirenia, Trichechidae. Gene Ontology annotation, molecular function: ATP binding; ABC-type transporter activity; ATP hydrolysis activity. Gene Ontology annotation, cellular component: late endosome; membrane. The transcript is spliced from 39 exons. Gene Ontology annotation, biological process: transmembrane transport; lipid transport.